Molecule: messenger RNA, 5081 nt
Organism: Echinops telfairi (small Madagascar hedgehog)
Lineage: Eukaryota; Metazoa; Chordata; Mammalia; Afrosoricida; Tenrecidae
Gene: ANKRD31
Product: ankyrin repeat domain 31
Exons: 26
Coding region: 1-4953 (1650 amino acids)
Molecular function (GO): protein binding
Source: RefSeq, a predicted model, not a curated record
AUGGAGGAAGGCGCUCAGGCCCUAGACUGGGACAGUGACGAGACGGUGAUCGAAGGGUCGGUGUCCGAGAGCGACUUCGACGAAGAGGAGCUGCCCUGGAGAAGGUUGUUCUUUGGUGAAGACGUAGCUCUUAGAGCUGAGUCCAAACCCCAUCCUGAUAUCAAUGAAAUAUGCAAAGGCAUGCCUUCUCCUGAGAUUCAACUUGGUUUUAAACUCAGAGACAAUCUACAAAAGCAAAUGAAUAAAAGUCAGAUGAUGCGUGUUCUUAAUGGGACUACAGUCUUACAGCAAUCUGAAGAUGAAGUGGAACAAAAUCAAGCCCUCUUACAAGCAAAUUGUCCAAUGUUUUCUGUGUCAGUUCCACAGACCGAACUUUCACUCAACCACCAAAACAUUCAAGGACCUGGGACUGAAAAUACUGAAGUUUUGCCACACACAGAAAAGGCUGUAAAUGAAGAUAGCAACUCUCCUGUAAUUAGCCUUCUCUCAGGUACCACUGGUAAAAUGCCCGGUCUGUUUGCUGUGAAAGAGAUGCCACUAAUGGAAACAAAGGGGAGUACAGCACAAAAUACAUUUUCUGAGCCUGGAAAGAAAGUCACGUUUUCUAUAACUUCUGAAACUACCAAAGAUGAAGAAAGCUCUUGUGAAACGUUUGUAUCUUCCUUAGAAAAUUUACCAGAAAGCAACAAGGAGGAAAGAGAAUGUCCAAUAAUGAAUACUUUUGAACCCAUAGACUUGAUGAACCCAUUGAGUGACUCCCUGAGUUCCACACAGACUACCUUGAAUGCCUGGUGGGAAUACCACAGAGAUGACCUAGAAAACCAAGAGGAUGGCGCAUUGCCAGCUGAGUUGUUGGCAGCCCUUAAUAUAUUGUCAGAAGCCACGGUGGGACCCGUCUGUCACAGAAAAGAGGGAGGCAGUAGUCUCAGUGAUGGAAAUGAAUGUCUAGCAGUGGCAUCCAGUAUGUCUCAGACUGAUGAAGAUUGCACACAAAUCGCAGAGGGGGAUUUUGACCCAGCUUCAUUUGGACUGCAAACUUUGGUACAACAAAAUGUCACCUCUUGUGAUCAACUAAAUAAUCAGGAGGAUUCUAAUCCAUUGGAAAAUAACUCUGAUCCAGAAAUUCCAUGUGUACUAAGGAGAUCUUUGAGACUGAAAAAACGCAAAGUAAAAAAAGCUGGAAAACACAAAAAUGAUGUGUACAAUAAGCCAGAAAAAAUCUUACCAAAUGUACAUAGCCAUAAGCAUCAGACAAAUAACAAAUCUUUGGCUAAGACUUCCAGCUUGCAGGAUGCUGCCGUAAGGACUGAAGGCAAAGCAAAGAGUGUGCAUUCACUUAGACUCAAGAGUGGACACCAGAUCUGGAGAAACAAAUUUGCAAUGAAAACUGAAAAAAAGAAGAUAAAAAAGAUUUCUCUUUCUCGUAUUAAUCGGAAAAACAUUUUUGGAGAGAACUUACUGUAUAAGGCUGCUCUCCUAAACAAUUUUAACCUUGUUCAUCAUUGUAUUAAAAAAGGUGGAAAUGUAAAUCAGCCAACUUAUGCUGGUUGGACAGCACUCCAUGAAGCUAGUGCAGGAGGAUUUUAUCAGGUAGCAAGUGAACUAUUAAAAGGUGGAGCAGAUGUAAAUAUCAGAGGAAUGUACCAGAUCACUCCCUUACAUGAUGCUGUGAUGAAUGGACAUUUUAAGGUGGCAGAGUUACUUCUCCUGAAGGGCGCAGAUCCAUUAUUCAGAAGUGACUUUGGAAAGUCAGCUUUGGAUGUGGCCAAGGAUUCAAGUAUGAGGCGCCUCCUUGAGAGACACGUUUCUAAGCAACAAAAACGCCUUCUGUCAGCUCAGAAGAGUAGUACCGAGCCAUUGGAAGCAGAAGGUGCACACCAGCACAAGGUACAUCUAUCUGUGUGUAGUAAUAAAGAGAAUAUUAUAUGUUCUGCAAAUGGCAAAGACCACUGUAAUUAUAAAGAGAACAUAGCAAAUAGUGAAGAAAUGUGUUUUCAGUGGUCUUUACCUUCUGAGCACCAUUUUUCACAGGACAAUGUGUUAACAGCAGGCAGCUUAACCAUCCUUCCACGACAGGAAGCUGUUACCUUUUCUGAUUCAGAUAAUACAGACAUUUCUGAGCAACAUGUUUCUAAUUAUGAACAUUAUAUUGAUGGAGGAUCUUUUGAUCACUCACCUGGCAAUCAUGAACACACUUCCCGGGCUUGUGCAAGAACCCUUUCAAUAUGUGAAGCUUCAGAGUUGGCUAGUCACGCAGAACUGUUCAGAAGGCCUCAGGAUAAUAGCCCCAGGUCAUCUACUCCUUUCAUGUGUCAAACAGAUGCACAUAUUAUAGAAAAGGUGGAUAAGAAGCAUGAUACUAACCAGAAUUACACUAAUAAAGAUCAUGAAACAAGAUACUCAAGUGGGCCUUUAUCCACAACUGUUCAUUCUCCACUAAUAGAAGCACCUAAAGUUGAAAAAAGGAGGCAAGGCCUUCUAGAGAAUAAGGUCACUUGUAACGUAGAAUUUCAGCCCACUGACUAUAUGAAUAAAGAAUUGGUCAACAACUCACAGCUUAAUCAAAGAAGAGAGAAAGAAAUUUCUCCCAAACCAGAUGAGGGAUUAAUGGAUAAUGGGGACAAAAGCACCAUAAGCAUUUGUGAGGAGAAAAAUGAAAACCCCGACUCAGAGACUCAUAUGCCUAAUACACAAGUUCAGAAUUUGAAAAGCAGACAAAAUUUGUUGAAAGCUACCUGUCGCCCAGAACUGAAAACAUCUGGAAUUAACAAGAGGAAUUCUAAAGGAGAAAGUUGUCUUCAUGUAGCCGCCAGAAGAGGAGACUUGGCUCGGGUGAAAGCGCUAAUAGCAUCUGGAGCCCAUGUGAAUUUAAAAGACAAUGCAGGUUGGACACCACUUCAUGAAGCAUCUAGCAAGGGAUCAAAUGAUGUAAUUAUAGAGUUAUUGAAAGCUGGUGCUAAUGUUAAUAGUGCAAAUCUGUAUGGAAUUCUGCCCUUGCAUGAUGCUGUUAUAAACAGUCAUUUAAAGACAGCUGAAAUUCUAUUACAACAUGGAGCAAACCCUAAUCAGAAAGAUCACAAACAAAAGACUGCUUUGAAUGAAGCAGAUGAUGAAACAAUGAAAAAUCUGCUAAAAUCUUACGGUGCUGUUGAGACUCAUAAUAGAGAUGAGAGUCAUACUGGAAAAAGUACUACUGUUUGGCCAAAAAGACAUAAACAGCACAUUUCUGAUGAUUGCAAAACUGUUGAUCAACCUUCCCCUUCACACCACGAAAACACCAGAGAAAGCCUUCCUAAGCAUCGCACCAUCAGCGCCAUUCUGCAAGAUAUCGAAGAAAAACAAGAAAAUCUGUUAGAAUUUGAAAUACAAACCCCUAAAGAUGCAGAACAAUAUAUUGAAAAGAUGCUACAAAUUAAAGAGGUGAUGGAUAGCGUGCUUGCCAAACAAAAGGCAGAAAGGGAUGAUUUGGCUAAGAAAUACAGGGUGUCCAAAGAGGCAUUUAAGCAGGGUGCUCUGAGAGAACAACUGGCCAACUUGGCUGCAAGACAGAAAAGUCUUUUAGUCGUGGCGAAGAAACAGAAAAAGAUAAGCCUGAAAAUUCAAAGCUGUAAGAAUGACACACCAUUGUCUGGACUUACUGUGAGGGAGCCGCCAUCUAGCCCAGAAAUCUCUAAUAAAAAGAACAGUCAAAAGCCUACCAGUCUGGAAAAAUCAAUACAGCCCCAAACAGGCACAUGCUUCCCUGCCAGCCUUGUCUGUGGAAGCAUACAGGAAGCACAGCUGUCCCCAGAAACUGAGAUUGAAGUUCAGAAUGACAGCCAAAGUACCAAUAUUUGCCUAAAUUCAGAGACAGCAUGUAGUGAAGACCUUUCUGGAAAUGAGCUGAGUUCUAAACAAAAUGUCAUAUUCUCAGAAUCCAGUCAUUCAGAUGGCACUGAGGAGACUGCAUUGCCAUCACAGCCUGUUGCUUUUAUUGCUCAAGCAGAUUGUUCACAAAAUAAAAAUGAUCUUUUAAAAACCACAGCCAAAGAGUAUGAGUCCUGCAAUUCUCCUGCAAUUGCUAGCACAUUAGAUGUUUCAGAAAGCACAACGGUAUUUACCCAAAAAGAUGUCCAUCCGUCAACUAUUAUUUGUGACCAAGACCUUCCCAAUUAUGUUCCCAAAAGAAAAAGGAAAACAAAUUCCCAGAAACCACCUCGGGCAGCAUCAGAAUCCCUGGCGCAUCAACGGAUUGCUGUCCUAGGCAGUGAUACUGCAAGCCAGGUGAAGCCAUACCUGAAAAAGUCAGCUUCGGCCGCCUCAUGUGAAGGUGGCCAUCAGAUGGCCAGCUCGGGGACUGGCCAUCAACAGACAAUCAAAAAGCCUUUAAAUUACAACAUAGCUCCUAAAAAGAAACGCUUGCAGAUAAAGGAUCUGAUGUUAAUGGGAAAAAUUAAUCCUGGGCAUAACAUUCUGGAAUUCAAAACACAGGAGGCUACCCACAAAGCCAGUAUUUUAUUCAGUGGUAAAAUUAAGGUAGAAAAUGGUCAGGUUUAUCAAAACCUAGUCACCUGGCUGAAGGAUCUCCUAGGAAGUGACAGUUCUGUGACUUGGAAUUAUGCUUGGAGUAAGGUAACUUAUCUUGGGAAAGAGCUUUUAAAGUAUGUUUCUGAGGAGGUACCCGUGCCUCCAGAGCCAAGCUUGAUACCUCAGCAAGCGCAACCUUGCCUUCCAGAUCACAGGGAGGCCUCUCCAUCCCAGGACCAACCAGUGCUGAUUUAUAACCUUGCCCCGGGCUUGGGAAGUGGAUUGAGUAAAGCCUGCCCUGGAACUUCCAGAGAGCUAUUGCAAAGGAACCCAGAUUAUCUACAAAUAAAUGAAAUACUAUUAAUCAGCGAUCAAGAAUUUCUCCCAUGCCAUAUAAUGGAUCAGCAUUGGAAGUUCUAUGCAGAAUGUGAGGAGCUAACAUUCUAAAGUCUUGUUAUCUUAAUAAUUUAUAUAGGUAUUUGUUCGAAUUACUAACAUUUCAUGUUUUAGCUUGAGUGAGCUGCUGUGCCUUUUGUGACAUAGUAUAUGUCAUGAGGUAUUCAUGAAUUGCUCCU